Micropterus dolomieu (smallmouth bass) is the source of this 2134-nucleotide messenger RNA. Its product is annotated as alanine aminotransferase 2-like. The transcript has 12 exons. Gene Ontology annotation, molecular function: pyridoxal phosphate binding; L-alanine:2-oxoglutarate transaminase activity. The coding region runs from base 145 to 1620 and encodes 491 amino acids. NCBI's taxonomy places the organism in Eukaryota, Metazoa, Chordata, Actinopteri, Centrarchiformes, Centrarchidae. Gene Ontology annotation, biological process: biosynthetic process. The record is from RefSeq and is a predicted model, not a curated record.
GCGAAGGCGGGGCGGCCGGGUGGGAAUAUGAACAGCGCGAGCCGUGAGUUGGAGCUCAGAGGAGCUGGAGGGAAAGUAAAUCGCCUUGUAGAUCAACUGAUAUCAGUCAAGUGUCCAGCGCUGUGCGCGUGAUAGUAAGAAAAAAUGUCCCAGCAAGCGGUGAACGGGGGCCCGUGCCGGGGCAAGGUGCUGACUUUGGACAACAUGAACCCCAAUGUGAGGCGGGUUGAGUACGCGGUCCGUGGUCCCAUAGUCCAGCGGGCGAUGCAGAUAGAAAAGGAGCUGAAAGAGGGAGUCAAGAAGCCUUUCACAGAAGUCAUCAAGGCUAACAUAGGUGACGCCCACGCUAUGGGUCAGAAACCAAUCACAUUUUUCAGACAGGUCAUGGCUCUGUGUUCUUACCCUGAACUCUUAGAAGACAACAAGUUUCCAGAGGACGCCAAGAACAGAGCGCGACGUAUUCUCCAGGCCUGCGGAGGUCACAGUAUAGGGGCCUACAGUGCGAGCCAGGGCAUUGAGUGCAUCCGUCAGGAUGUGUCGCGCUACAUAGAGAAGAGAGAUGGUGGAAUCUCCUCCAACCCUGACAAUAUCUACCUCUCUACUGGGGCCAGUGAUGCCAUCGUGACCAUGCUGAAGUUGCUGGUGUGUGGCGAGGGUCGCGACCGUACAGGAGUGAUGAUCUCUAUUCCCCAGUAUCCUCUGUACUCAGCCGCCCUGGCAGACCUGGGCGCCGUGCAGAUCAAUUACUACCUGGACGAGGAGAAGUGUUGGAGUCUGGAUGUUAUAGAGCUCAGGAGAGCCCUCAAUGAAGCCAGGAAGCACUGCAAUCCCCGGGUCCUCUGCAUCAUCAACCCUGGAAACCCCACCGGUCAGGUCCAGAGCAGACAGUGCAUUGAAGAUGUGAUCCGAUUUGCUAAGGAGGAGCAUCUCUUCCUGAUGGCUGAUGAAGUCUACCAGGAUAAUGUGUAUGCAGAGGGCUGUAAGUUUCACUCCUUUAAGAAGGUGUUGUUUGAGAUGGGACCAGAGUACUCCAGUAUAGUGGAGAUGGCCUCCUUCCACUCCACCUCCAAAUGCUACAUGGGAGAGUGUGGAUUCCGUGGAGGCUACAUGGAGGUGAUUAACAUGGACCCCGAGGUGAAGGCCCAGCUCACCAAACUGGUAUCGGUGCGUCUGUGCCCCCCCAUCCCCGGACAGGCUCUCCUGGACUUGGUGGUCAACCCCCCGCAGCCCGAUGAGCCCUCCUACACCACGUUUAUGAAGGAGCGGACAGCUGUGCUAGCAACUUUAGCAGAGAAGGCCAGGCUAACAGAGGAGGUCUUCAACACGGUACCCGGUAUCACCUGUAACCCUGUGCAGGGGGCAAUGUACACCUUCCCCCGCAUCACUCUGCCUCAGAAGGUCAUCGACAAGGCAAAGGAGGAGGGCCAGGUCCCAGACAUGGUCUACUGUAUGAGGCUGCUGGAGGAGGAGGGUAUCUGCCUGGUGCCGGGUAGUGGCUUCGGCCAGAGAGAGGGAACCUUCCACUUCAGGAUGACCAUCUUGCCUUCUACUGAGAAGUUGAAGAUCGUACUGCAGAAGAUCUGCGAGUUCCACCUGCGGUUCACGCGAGAGUUUUCUUAACGACCCCCCCAACUUUCAAGAACCAACUCAUAUUCUGUGCCAGUAUCGUCAAGUGCCUUUAUGUGAAGGAGGCAAUGUUAACCUCCUACAAUGCACAUCUCUCAGCUCAAAGCUGGAUUCUCGCUAGUUCAGACGUUUAAAGACACUUUGACAUCAGUGAAGAACUUUGAAUGUUCCCUUGUUUAGACCGAGUGAAAGCUAGUCCUGCUCAUGUGUUCGUACAUGUGAUUUUCAGUACAUGAUGCACUUUCCCAAAGUAUUACUGGGCCAGGUUUUUGUUCAAAAAUAUUUAGUUCUGACUGUGUUACCUAUAGGGUUUAAGAUAUCUUCAGAUGUUGUCACAGAAGCUGCUAUGGGAGCAUCUCUCUCCCAGCAAAGACUUAUAAUACAGCCAAAUUAGGUAGAAGUAUCAAUUUAAUAACUUGUGAUUAAUCUGAUUUGGCUGUAGAGCCAUUUGUUUUACUAAUGUUUAAAUUGUUCUUAAAUGUGAUUAAAAAAAAACUUGAUUUUGUUA